Thyridium curvatum is the source of this 1887-nucleotide messenger RNA. RefSeq lists its product as uncharacterized. The record is from RefSeq and is a predicted model, not a curated record. The coding region runs from base 1 to 1887 and encodes 628 amino acids. Gene Ontology annotation, molecular function: mannan endo-1,6-alpha-mannosidase activity. Gene Ontology annotation, biological process: fungal-type cell wall biogenesis; carbohydrate catabolic process. The transcript has 3 exons. Lineage: Eukaryota; Fungi; Ascomycota; Sordariomycetes; Thyridiales; Thyridiaceae.
AUGCGGGGAUGGCGCAACGCUGGAUCCUGCUUGGCGGCUCUGCUGCUGGGCGCCGGGCAGUUUGUGAACGCAUAUGACCUCGAUAUCAACUCUCCAGCCAGCAUCAAGCAAGUCGCAGCGAGUCUGACCCAAGACUUGGCAUCCUUCUACAAUGGAGACAAGCCCGGCGGAACUCCUGGGCUUCUCCCAGACCCGUACUACUGGUGGGAAGCCGGUGCCCUGAUGGGUACCUUUGUUGAUUAUUACUACUAUACAGGGGACACCAAAUACAACGCCCUCACCACACAAGGGCUGCUCUUCCAAGUAGGGCCGAACAAUGAUUACAUGCCCCCUAACCAGACCUGGACCGAAGGAAACGACGAUCAAGGGUUUUGGGGAAUGGCUGUCAUGUCCGCCGCCGAGUACAAGUUUCCCGAUCCGCCUCCGGGCAAGCCGGGAUGGCUUGCCCUCGCCCAGGCCGUUUUCAACACCCAGGUUGCUCGCUGGGAAUCCCAGGACUGCGGCGGCGGUCUGCGGUGGCAAAUUUUCACCUGGAACAAGGGCUUUACCUACAAGAACUCGAUCUCGCAGGCCUGUUUCUUCAACGUUGCCGCGCGCCUCGCACUGUAUACCGGCAAUCAGACGUACGCCGACUGGGCCGAGAAGACAUGGGACUGGAUGUGGGCGGUCAAAUUCAUAGAACACAAGACCUAUUAUGUCUAUGACGGCGCAGACAUUUCCAACAAUUGCACCGACAUCGUGCCCUACCAGUUCAGCUACAAUGCAGGAGCCUUCCUGCUCGGCGCUGCCGCCAUGUACAACUUCACCGAGGACGCCGCGAAGAAGGAGGUCUGGCGGGAGCGGACCAGCGGUCUUCUCAACGGUACCGCGGUGUUUUUCACCGGGCCCAAGAAGGACAUCAUGACCGAGGUUGCCUGCGAGCCCGUCAACAGGUGCAACGUCGAUCAGCAGUCGUUCAAAGCUUAUUUGAGCCGCUGGCUUGCUGCCACUACCAAAUGGGCCCCCUGGAGCUACGACACCAUCAAGCCUUGGCUCGAGGCGUCUGCCCAGGCCUGCGUUGCACAGUGCACGGGAGGCGAUAAUGGCCGCAUGUGCGGGCUGAGAUGGACCGACAACGGCAAAUGGGAUGGCUCGACUGGCGUUGGGCAGCAGAUGGCCGCAGUUGAGGUCGUUCUCGCCAACCUGAUCAAGGACAGCGGCACACCUGUGACCGACAACUCGGGUGGCACGUCACAGGGCGACCCCAGUGCGGGAGGCUCUGAUAUUGGACGGAAUGAUCCUUUCGGCACGCACACAGACUGGGCACCGAUCACGGCAGGCGACCAGGCCGGCGCCUACAUACUAACGAUCGCGGUAUUGGUGUUCCUCAUCGCUUUUGUCAUCUUCAUGAUGCUGGACGAGACGUCGGACAAGACGACCAAGGAACGCUGGGGCGACUUCAAGCACGCCAUCGGCGCAGCGCCUGGUGCCGGCGCCGCGGUCCUGUCACGAAGGGACAAACGAGGGGUGGUCGCGGAGAAAGCAGCAGCGGUGGAGCGGACCGACAGCGACACUAGCUCGAACGGAAAGCAGCGCGCCUCGCAGGUGGUCACGUUUGCGCCAGCGGCCGUAGCGACGCCCCCGGUCGCGGCGGCGAGGAAUAGCACUAGCCUGCACAAGAAGCACAGGCCGACGGCGUCGGAUCCGGGACUCUUGUCCAUGUCUGGUGGCGCGAGCGCGAGCGCGGGUGCGGGAUACCGCAGGUCGGCAGAUAUGCAGAUGGGGCAUAGCAGGGCGCAGUCGAUGGGCAUGCCCAAGCGGAAGCCCCUGCGGAAGAGCAUGCGCGGGUCGGAGUACUACGGUCCCGCCGAGGGCGCAACAUCCGGGUCGAGCGCAGGCGGCGCAUAG